Salvia hispanica is the source of this 1839-nucleotide messenger RNA. RefSeq lists its product as uncharacterized. NCBI's taxonomy places the organism in Eukaryota, Viridiplantae, Streptophyta, Magnoliopsida, Lamiales, Lamiaceae. The record is from RefSeq and is a predicted model, not a curated record.
UUGCAUAAAUACAUACACAUUCAAUUGCAUGCAUCACUGAAGAGGGAAAAUAUUCAGAGUAACAUUCCGCCUUGCAGAGUAACAUGCCGGCAUCACACGACUCUCUCUCUUUUCCUCGGUAACCUGCAUUUUUGAGUUGACCUCUUUUACUCGAAGUUGUUGUGAAUGUUUUAACACCACCUCUCUCUAUUUUUUUUUUGAAUGGCAAGGAAGUCCCAUUUCACCUACAAAUGUGAGGAUUGCGACUUUGAAAUGCAUCCUCUGUCUGCAGCUGCAAUGUUUGGUGUUGAGAUCAAAACCAAACACAAGAACCAUCCACAUCACCCGCUCGUGGCUCAUUUUAGACAGAUUAUGUCACUGUGUGAUUGCUGUGGGGAGAUGCAUCAAGGUUUCUUCUUCUGGUGCUGGAUUCAUCAAGACUGCACCAUACUGCCUACCGCUAUCACGCUCCCCUCUCAUCCUCUGCCUCUUCUUCAAUGCAUGGUUCUAUUCCUGUCACUACUCGAUCUGAGCAAUGCAUGGUUUGCAACAAAACCCACCCUGCUUCUUACCUGUAACGCUAUCUAUUUCUGUCCCCAAACCUACAAAUUUGUUCAUGUCAGGUGUGGACUCGACAAAAUUCAAUCAAAAACAGGGCUAGAGUUGAUCCAACUGCCAGACGACGAGUUGGACACAUUUCCAAGUUUGGAGAUCCGUACAUACUCCCAGAGGAACCAUAUAGAUGAUAUUGGCGAUGAAGACAUGAAGCUUGCAAUUGAGAAUUUUCAUAAGCAUCCUUUGAUCCUAGUUGGUGAUGAGGCAGAGCAUCAUAAUUAUAAUUGUGAUUGCAAACUAGUGUGUGAUAUAUGCACACAAACCAUUACUAUUUUAUCUCAAUUUUACAGAUGCGCUCAACAAACUGGUGGCUGCAAUUUCCUUGCCCAUAAAGUCUGUGCAGACCUUCUCCCCAUUCUCAAGUUUGCAAUUACCCCUAGAGUUCAAUACCAUAAUCCGCAACCAUGUCCGAACCCACCCAAAUGGUUCAGUGGAAUAUUUUACUGUCUUUUCUGUUAUCUUCCUAGCAAUGGACUUUGCUAUUCCCAUUUUUUUCCUAGUUCUAUCGGUUUUCCCUUGACGUUUGAUCUGGCGUGCAUAGCUACCCAAUGAUUGUAAAGCACAACUCACGCAACCAACACCUUCUCUUUCGCACCUCCCAUCCUCGUUCACUGACCUCCACCAUAAGUUGUUGCUCCAGCGGCUCCAUUGCUUUUGAUGUCUAUAAGUGCACUAUCUGUGAUUUCUAUAUUCAUAUAAGGUGUGCCGUACUACCAAAAAAGAUUCGUUUCCAUAAAUUUGAUCAACAUCCUCUGCAUUUGAUUUCUACCGGUACUAGUAGUAUUGGUAGUGAUCAUAACAUCUGCGAGGUGUGUGAGGAAGGUAUAGAGUGCAAGUAUUGGUUCUACCGCUGUGCUAAAUGUGACUACUCUUUCCACGUAAACUGCAUUCCCUCGCUUGGCUAUUUGUCCAAAGUCAAGUUUGGAGGCAAAUUUAGUAUGUCUUGUCACUUCCAUCCUCUCACACUUACACGGAUGCUUACGUACGGAAGAAAUGAGAAGUGUGGAUAUUGCAACCAAAUCAUUCUAGGAUUGGUAGAUCAAGCGGCUUUCUCCUGUUCACAAUGCGAUUAUUUGAUUCAUUUUUCUUGUGCAUGGAAUUCACACUCAUCCUCUCAGAUUCCUAGAUACAUACUUUUCGAGGAAUUUAACAUAGUAGCCACAAGGCGCAUGCGUACAACGAAUAUUGGUGCUUAAGUUUACUAUGUUUAAUAGUUGUGUUAUAUUAAUGAAUUAAUUGUCAUAA